Molecule: messenger RNA, 2440 nt
Organism: Condylura cristata (star-nosed mole)
Lineage: Eukaryota; Metazoa; Chordata; Mammalia; Eulipotyphla; Talpidae
Gene: FIP1L1
Product: factor interacting with PAPOLA and CPSF1
Exons: 18
Coding region: 219-1985 (588 amino acids)
Cellular component (GO): mRNA cleavage and polyadenylation specificity factor complex
Molecular function (GO): RNA binding
Source: RefSeq, a predicted model, not a curated record
GCGCGUGCGCAGACAGACCAGCGCUGGCGUCUUCGCUGUUCGUCGCCGCCUUCGCCGCGGCCGCGGCCACCUUCCUGGGAUUUGAGUCUCGCGCUUUCUUCGUUCCCUCGCUCUUCGGCGGGUCAGCCCCACACUCGCGCCCCCGGGCAGCGAGGCUGGGGAAGGGGUUGGAGGGGGCUGUUGAUCACCAUCUUUUAUAAGUUGUGCUUGGGGCGGCCAUGUCGGCCGGCGAGGUCGAGCGCCUAGUGUCGGAGAUGAGCGGCGGGACCGGAGGGGAUGAGGAGGAAGAGUGGCUCUAUGGCGAUGAAAAUGAAGUUGAAAGGCCAGAAGAAGAAAAUGCCAGUGCUAAUCCUCCAUCUGGAAUUGAAGAUGAAACUGCUGAAAAUGGAGUCCCCAAGCCGAAAGUGACUGAGACUGAAGAUGAUAGUGAUAGCGACAGUGAUGAUGAUGAGGAUGAUGUUCAUGUCACUAUAGGAGACAUUAAAACGGGAGCACCACAGUAUGGGAGUUAUGGAACAACACCUGUAAAUCUUAACAUCAAGACAGGAAGCAGAGUUUAUGGAACAACAGGAACAAAAGUCAAAGGGGUAGACCUUGAUGCACCUGGAAGCAUUAAUGGAGUUCCACUCUUGGAGGUAGAUUUGGAUUCGUUUGAAGAUAAACCAUGGCGUAAACCGGGUGCUGAUCUUUCUGAUUAUUUUAAUUAUGGGUUUAAUGAAGAUACCUGGAAAGCUUACUGUGAAAAACAAAAGAGGAUACGAAUGGGACUUGAAGUUAUACCAGUUACCUCUACUACAAAUAAAAUUACGGCCGAAGACUGUACUAUGGAAGUUACACCAGGUGCAGAGAUCCAAGAUGGCAGAUUCAAUCUUUUUAAGGUACAGCAGGGAAGAACUGGAAAUUCAGAGAAGGAAGCAGCUCUUCCAUCUACAAAAGCUGAGUUUACUUCUCCUCCUUCUUUGUUCAAGACUGGACUCCCACCAAGCAGAAACAGCACCUCUUCUCAGUCUCAGACAAGUUCUGCCUCCAGAAAAGCCAGUUCAAGCGUCGGGAAGUGGCAGGAUCGAUACGGGAGGGCGGAAUCACCUGAUCUAAGGCGGUUACCUGGGGCAAUUGAUGUUAUUGGUCAGACUAUAACUAUCAGCCGGGUAGAAGGAAGGCGACGGGCCAAUGAAAACAGCAACAUACAGGUCCUUUCUGAACGAUCUGCUACUGAAGUAGACAACAAUUUUAGCAAGCCACCUCCAUUUUUCCCUCCAGGAGCUCCUCCUACCCACCUUCCACCUCCUCCAUUUCUUCCACCUCCUCCAACUGUCAGCACUGCUCCACCUCUUAUUCCACCACCAGGUAUUCCAAUAACUGUACCACCUCCAGGUUUUCCUCCUCCACCAGGCGCUCCACCUCCAUCUCUUAUACCAACAAUAGAAAGUGGACAUUCCUCUGGUUAUGAUAGUCGUUCUGCACGUGCUUUUCCAUAUGGCAAUGUUGCCUUUCCCCACCUUCCUGGUUCUGCUCCUUCAUGGCCUAGUCUUGUGGACACCAGCAAACAAUGGGACUACUAUGCAAGAAGAGAGAAGGAUCGAGAUAGAGAUAGAGACAGAGACCGGGAGCGGGACCGUGACCGGGACAGAGAGAGAGAGCGCACCAGAGAGAGAGAGAGGGAGCGAGAUCAUAGUCCUACACCAAGUGUUUUCAACAGUGAUGAAGAGCGAUACAGAUACAGGGAAUAUGCGGAAAGAGGCUAUGAACGUCACAGAGCAAGUCGAGAGAAAGAAGAACGACACCGAGAAAGACGGCACAGAGAGAAAGAGGAAACCAGGCAUAAGUCAUCUCGGAGUAAUAGUAGACGUCGACAUGAAAGUGAAGAAGGAGACAGUCACAGGAGACACAAGCACAAAAAAUCUAAAAGAAGCAAAGAAGGAAAAGAAGCCGGCAGUGAGCCCGCCCCUGAACAGGAGAGCGCCGAACCUGCACCUACAGAGUAGGAAUGGGUACGGCCUGUGUGUAUGUUAGUCCCAGGAGCAGAUGCGAUAAAUCUUAUUUUUCUGGAUAAUGUUUUAAGAAAUUUACCUUGAAUCUUGUUCUGUUAGUAUGCAAAGUUAACCUUUUCUUUUCCUCCAAAAUAAAAGUGGAUUUUUCAUGUUAAGUUAAAAAAAAAUCUUUUGUCUUGUAAUAUUUAAAGACCGUAAUGACCUUAUAUCCAAGAAAGUAAUGUGAAUGAGUCACUCAGCAGGGAAUUUAGAGAGCUGUGUACAUAUGCAGUAUUUGAUAAAAGUCAGGGUUUCCCAGCGUGGCCAUCAUUUCUUGACUUAAUCAAAUGCGCGUUUCUUAAGAGUUUGCACUGUAAAAGACACAUCUGAUUGAAAUUAAAGCUUGUCUUUUUUAAUCACUGCUGCAGCACUGUUGCUUAGUAUAUUAAAGGACUCAUACAGUUUUGAUA